This is a messenger RNA of Scylla paramamosain (green mud crab), 2561 nucleotides long. Its product is annotated as protein Wnt-4-like. Gene Ontology annotation, cellular component: extracellular region. Gene Ontology annotation, biological process: multicellular organism development; cell fate commitment; neuron differentiation. Gene Ontology annotation, molecular function: cytokine activity; frizzled binding. The record is from RefSeq and is a predicted model, not a curated record. The transcript is spliced from 7 exons. Lineage: Eukaryota; Metazoa; Arthropoda; Malacostraca; Decapoda; Portunidae. The coding region runs from base 766 to 2166 and encodes 466 amino acids.
ACACUGCACGAUACACUUCUGAUAAAUGAAUAUAACAAUUUAACUUAUUUUUCAAGCCAAUACACGCCACCAAACACAAUUACACGCACACACAUACACACACACGUACACACUCUCACAAACCCACGUCACUUACAAAAUCGUCAUUAAGUGAACAAAAAAAGUGUUCUGAGACCUUUAAGUGUUCAAAAGACUAGAAGAAAAGGAGAAAGAAGAAAGAAAGAGAACAAGAAGGAAAGGAAGAAAAGAGGAGAGAGUCAAACUAACUGAGGAAUAUAAAAAAAGUGUUGAAAAGAAAAUAUAUAAAGAAUACAAAAGCGAGAGAAAAAAAAAACUGAACACCAAUAAUUAUAUGGAAAAAAAAAUACUAAGAAACAAAACCACUGAAAAAUAAACUCGGAUUAGAAAAAAAAAGGUCCAGAAAUAAGAGAACCUUGAUAAAACAGGACAAAGAGAGAAAAAUAAGACAGAGGGGGAAAAAAGGUAAACUGAACCUAAAAGAAAAAAAAACCUACUUAUCAUCCACGUCAUUUGGAACACGAUAAGAAAGGAACCAGGAAACGUGUGUGUGUGUGUGUGUGUGUGUGUGUGUGUGUGUGUGUGUGUGUGUGUGUGUGUGUGUGUGUGUGUGUGUGUGUGGGCGCGUGCGGGCGUGUAAAGAGACAUGAGGCAAUGGUCGUACUGUGUGUCGUUGAAGUGACUCCUUAGCUCUGCCACUACUACUACUACUACUACUACUACUACUACUACUACUACCAGCCCACCAUGGCGCCGUCCCCGCUGCUCCUGCUACGACCUAACUAUCUACAAGUCGUUCUCGUCGUCCUCGCCUCCGUCAUCGCUACUCUAACUGCGCGUCAGUUUGAAGGGGUACACGCUCGCUUACCGCCAGGAUACCCGAAGAAGUACCUGAAGGAGGAGAGUGUACCGUACCCCGGGGCCAGGUACGGUACCCACACCUAUCCACACUACCCCUGGAAGGAGGCCACACCCAUGUACCUCGACUACCUCACUAAUAGGGAAGGCAACACGCCCCCGGCCACCCACCACAAGUAUCACGCCCCUGGGAAUUACAUAGGGUACCCUGAGAGUAACGUAGGGUACCCGCCGAACACUGUGGUGGGGUACCCUAACUAUGGAUACCCCGUGGUGGAGUCCUCGCCCAAUGACGUGGUGAACCAGACCUUCGUCACCCCGUGGGACGCCGCAGUGUGGGACCAGCCGCUGGACCCCAAUGUGUGCCGCACCCUCGGGGGACUCACCAGGCCCCAGCUGCAGGUGUGCAAUAGGAACAGAGACAUCGCAGGGGCGGCGGCCAUCGGACUGACGCUGGCGGUGCGGGAGUGUCGGCGGCAAUUCGCAAAUCACCGCUGGAACUGCACGGCGCUCACCACGCCCUCCAACAACCCCCACACGGCGGCCAUCAUGACGCGAGGGUUCAGCGAGAGCGCCUUUGGUCACGCCAUCACCGCUGCCGGGGUGACACACAGUGUGGCCCGCGCAUGCGCAGCGGGGCGCCUCUACAACUGUUCCUGCGGCGUGGUGCGGGGGAAGAGGGCCUGGAAGUGGAGUGGGUGCCAUGACAACACCCGCUUCGGCGCCCGCUAUUCCAGACGGUUCCUGGAUGCGAAGGAGCGGGCGCGGGACAUGAUCACCUUCACACACCUGUACAACAACGAGGUCGGCAGAAAGGUGGUGCGGCGAAACAGGGAGGUGCGGUGCAAGUGUCACGGUAUGUCAGGAUCGUGCGAAGUGAGGACUUGCUGGAAGGCUGCCCCGGACUUCCGCCGCGUCGGGGACAUGCUCAAGGAGAAAUACGAGGAAGCCAAGUCCGCCGCCGCUGAGGUCUUCGGCAACACAGCCAACACAGCUCGAAAGUACCGCCCCGUCAGGAGAGAAAUCAGCCCGGAAUCUCCGCUUCUCUUCGUGGAACGCUCGCCAACUUACUGCAACAAUGACUCGCGGCUGGAGGUGGCGGGAACUACGGGGCGCCACUGCAACCGAACCUCCACGGGGCCUGACUCCUGCGACACGCUUUGCUGCGGGAGAGGCUACGACCAGCGGCGGGAGGUGGUGACGCGGAAAUGCAACUGUCGCUUCAAGUGGUGCUGCCAAGUGACCUGUAUGGACUGCCUAGAGGAGACGUGGAUAUCCGUGUGUAAGUGAGCAAGUGACGCUACGAGGCGGAAAAGUGUAGCGGGUGUAAGUCGAUAUUCUGACACGAACGUUAAUUCCCGUUGCCGCUCUUUCCUCUUCGUCUUUGCGCAUCGGCGAGGACUUCAAGGAAAGCCCGAGUGAGAGAGGAAAUACGAGGGUUGACAGAAGUGACGGUGAUAACUGUCGGGAAACUCAAACAGUGAAACAUGAUACGAGAGAUGUUUGAUGUUCAUUGGAUUUCUCUCUGUCUGUCUCCUCCGAGAACUGGAGUGUUUGUGAGGAGUGAACGAGUUGUGACAGCUUCCUCCUCGCCAUUAUGUGAACGUACAGAUAAAACCGAGAUAUGAGGUAAAUACGUACCUAUGUGUAAAUCAUGAAAAAAAAUAUAUAUACUUCUGCAGAAA